Arctia plantaginis is the source of this 351-nucleotide messenger RNA. Lineage: Eukaryota; Metazoa; Arthropoda; Insecta; Lepidoptera; Erebidae. The record is from the annotation of a GenBank genome assembly.
AUGAAGAAUCCAGUGAUUUUUGGCCUGGCCUUCCUGGCUGUCUACGUCAGAGGAGCAUCUGUAGAAUCUCAGUCAGAUGUAACACUUGUUGUAACACACACAGAUGUAACACACACGCCAACUGAGAAUUGUGAAGAAGCUAUGGCUCAAUCUGCGGGCGACGAGGCACCACCUGAGUUUGUAGAACUGUUCGAAUCACUCAAAGAAAUUGGAUAUGAGUCUCGGGAAAAUGAAACAUUGUCUAACUCUACAAAAGUAAUUGAAUCUGUUGACGCAGUAUUACCUGAGUUUGAAAUAAUGCAGAAUGUGUCAUUAAGAGCAAUCAACAAACUAGAUUCUGAAACAGAUUAA